UACUUCAGGCGACGAUCUGCGAAUUGUGAGAACUUCGCGACUUGUUCGCCACAAAAGGUGCUGAAUUGUCAAAUCACGCAGCAUCAUAAAUCAUGGGGGCAAUCAAAUCACCUCCUUCCCCGCUGAUUGUAUUCUCGCAAAUUAGUUAGCAGAAUAGAAUUAAGACCAUCCAGCUCGACUAUUAUCGCGGCUGGUGCUAAAUACGCGACGCGACGCUAUGUCAGCCAGCUCUGCGCGCCGAUGGGGCCUCGAUAAGCUAUCAGUACGCGGGAAGGUCGCUCUGGUGACGGGCGCCUCGUCCGGAAUCGGCCACGAUCUCGCGCUCUUCCUCGUGGCACGUGGAUGCCAAGUGGUCGCCGCAGCUCGGCGCGUGGACCGGCUGGCGCAGCUGUGCGCGGAGGCGGAAGAAAUGCGGAGAGAGACGGAGAUGAUCCGCGGAGAUGGGGAAGGAAUGGGCGCCGGGGAGACGGUCUUUGACUUGAAUCGGAGGGGAGAUGAGGCGCUGAGAAACGAAGCGCCAGGGCAGAUGCGCGCUGUGGCGGUGGACGCGUCUUGUGACUGUAUCGGAACAGCUUCUAACGUAACAGCUCAAACCGCGCUUGGGGAUGAGAUGCCGGGGCGCAUGCGCGCAGUGGCGAUGGAUGUGGCGGCGGACGAGGCGGCGGUAGACGCGGCGGUGGAGGCGGCGUGGGACGCGUUCGGGCGGAUAGACGUGCUGGUGAACAACGCGGGGUUCCGAGGGAAAAAGGUCGACGCGAUUGACAUCAGCCAAUCAGAGUUCGACACGUCAUUCCACACCAACGUCCGAGGCGCCUGGCUCGUUUCCAAGGCUGUGGUUCGGCGCCUGCUGGGGAGGAAUGGCGGGGGAACGCGAGGGGGGUUCCGCAGUGAAGCAGGGAAGGAAGGAGGCGAGGCGGGGGAAGGAACAGAGGGGCAGAAUGAGACGGUUGGUGAAGGGGGUAAUAACGGAGACUCUGGCACGAUUUUGAGUGUAAUCAACAUCGCGUCUACUGCUGGUAUCCCCGGAGCCAUACUCCCCGGCGGUGCGGCCUACUCCUCCUCCAAGGCGGCUCUCAUCCGCCUCACUGUGGCCAUGGCAGUGGAGCUUGGCGAGCGCGGCGUUCGCUGCAACUGCAUCGCACCGGGGAUAUUCCGAUCCGAAAUCACCGAGAAAUUGCUCGACAAGCCGUGGAUGGACAAAAACGCGCGAGUGGUGGUGCCAGUGGGCAGGUGGGGCGUGAUCCAUCCCGACCUCACGUCCGUGCUGCUGCUCCUUGCGUCAGACGCCUCUGCGUAUAUCACAGGGCAGUGCAUCGCUGUGGACGGGGGUCACCAUCUCAUGAGGGCAAGGCUGAACCCCAAGCUGUGAUGGCUUAGGGGCAGGGGAGGUGGGAUUAAUUCCCUUGCUUCAGGCAGACGCUUCUGCCCGCAUCACACGGCUGAACUCCUCUGCACUCCCUUCCACCCCUCUCGAUCAGAGGGAUCCUGAGGGGUGCAGAGGGGUGCAUGGCUGAACCCCUCUGCACUCCCUUCCACCCCUCUCGAUCAGAGGGGUGCAGAGGGGUGCAGGGCUGAACCCCGAGCUGUGAUCAGAGCGCUCUGGGAGGAGGGGAGAAGGCGGGGAGGAGGCAGGAAGGCCGUGUGACUUGCGUACGCGAUGGCCCCGCCACAGGGCAGUGCAUAGCCAUGGAUGGUGGGGUGGGGGCAUCACUCAUCCGUAGCAAGGCUGGCUGAACCAGAAGAGGUGCUUUUGUGUGGUAUGUACGGCUCAUGCCUUCGCCCACAGCACAGGGCUGUGAAUUGUCAUAAGAGGUCA
Closterium sp. NIES-67 is the source of this 1816-nucleotide messenger RNA. The record is from the annotation of a GenBank genome assembly. NCBI's taxonomy places the organism in Eukaryota, Viridiplantae, Streptophyta, Zygnematophyceae, Desmidiales, Closteriaceae.